AAAAAAAAAAAAAAACAACUAAGAGAAGAGGAAAAAGUAAGAAAUUGUGAAAAUGCAAUCAGGAAAGAACGCAGCAUCGUCCGUGAAGGAAACGGCGGCCAACGUAGCGGCCUCCGCUAAGUCUGGCAUGGAAAAGAGCAAGGCCACUGUGCAGGAAAAGGUGGAAAGGAUGACAGCCCGUGACCCAUUGCAGAAAGAACUGGCGACAGAGAAGAAGGAAGAGAAGAAAACACAAGCUGAAUUGGAGAAGCAGCAGGCAAGACAGCACAAUGCUGCAGCCAAACAAAUGGAGAGCACUCCAGCUGGAGGGCAUACUGGGUAUACUACUACCACUGGUGCUGGUGGGCCCACUAGUGCCACGUACGGUGGGACCACAACUGGGACCCACCGUGUGUCAGCAACGCCGGGACAUGGGACUGGACAGGGACAGCAUUUGGGUCAAGUGACAGUGACUCAUGAGGGUGUGGUGGAGGAGUCUCACCCCCACCCCAUUGGGACCAGGAGGACCACAACCCAUAAUACCAGUGUGGAAGAGAAUAAUCCCCCAGGAUCAUAUGGGUCUGGUCCUGGUGGCAACUACAGUUAAAAAUGCCAAUGUCUGUUUUAAUAUGGUUGUGGCCAUGGUGUGUGGUCUAUAAUCUAUAUAUAAAGUAGUGUGUGUUGUACUUGAAGUUAGUUUGAUUGUCUAGUAUUUGUUUUCCCUUUCUUUGUUUUCUAGGCUUGUUUCUGUUUGGACGUGUGUAUUUGCAAUUGGCAUUUCAAUUUGAAUAAGAAUAAGAAUACCAUGAAUAUGUUACCAUGGUGCUUGAAAGA
This is a messenger RNA of Quercus robur (English oak), 813 nucleotides long. RefSeq names its product 11 kDa late embryogenesis abundant protein. The transcript is spliced from 2 exons. Bases 53 to 586 code for a protein of 177 amino acids. Gene Ontology annotation, biological process: embryo development ending in seed dormancy. NCBI's taxonomy places the organism in Eukaryota, Viridiplantae, Streptophyta, Magnoliopsida, Fagales, Fagaceae. The record is from RefSeq and is a predicted model, not a curated record.